Arabidopsis lyrata subsp. lyrata is the source of this 816-nucleotide messenger RNA. RefSeq names its product lon protease homolog, mitochondrial. Gene Ontology annotation, cellular component: mitochondrial matrix. Gene Ontology annotation, biological process: proteolysis; protein catabolic process; mitochondrion organization. The record is from RefSeq and is a predicted model, not a curated record. NCBI's taxonomy places the organism in Eukaryota, Viridiplantae, Streptophyta, Magnoliopsida, Brassicales, Brassicaceae. Gene Ontology annotation, molecular function: ATP-dependent peptidase activity; serine-type endopeptidase activity; ATP binding.
AUGGAGGGGCAGACUAAAGUAGUUGAGACAAAGUCUGAUCCAGCGGUUAUUCCCCUUAACGAAACCUGUGAGGAGGGAUUUUGCAAUGACUGGGAGACUCACUCUAACUGGAAAAUUCUUGGAAUUGGAAGUGUGAAAGAGAAGACGAUAGCUGCGAGACGAAGUCUAGUGAAGACUCUAAUAUUCCCGGAAGCUAACCGGAGAGACUUUGAUGAGCUGCCGAACAAUUUGAAAGAAGGGAUCCAGUUCAGUUUGCGGAUGAAUAUUAGUAGAUAUUCGAGCUAGCAUUCAACGCUGAUGACCAUUAGACAAGUCUUUGACUUGGGUUAUUAAUUCUAGAAAACAAAAUAUGAACAUCUCAACUGUGAAUUCUUAUUAGGCCCUCUUGUCUAAGAUAAUAAUAUUGGGUAUAAAACAACCUCCAUAGUCAUCAAAACAAAGCUAAUACAAAACCCAACACUAAAACAUAAAGAAAAAUCCCACCAAUGAUUGGUUGAUUCAAUCUUCCAAGUAUAUAACUUCAUUCAGUUCUCCUUCUUCUGCAUCUCUGUCUCUAUGUAGAUUGCCAAAACCUAACACACUGUUGCCAUCCAGAUUCUCCGACUGUUCUUCAUCGCUAUUUUCUCCAGCAACUAUAGUCCUCUUAUGCGUUCCAUCAUCAUUCCAGAAAUGUCUAGGUAUCUGGCCGUCUUGAUCAAAGAAAAGACAUUCUGGUAAAGUCGGGAAACGCACUUUGACGAGUUCUUUCCAGAAGUUAUCACCAGACUCAAGCCUCUCCAUCAUCGCUUGCAAAACUUCAGAGGAAAAAUGCAAUGU